Stegodyphus dumicola is the source of this 972-nucleotide messenger RNA. RefSeq names its product protein FAM200A-like. The record is from RefSeq and is a predicted model, not a curated record. Lineage: Eukaryota; Metazoa; Arthropoda; Arachnida; Araneae; Eresidae.
AUGGAUAAAUGGCUGAACUUAAAGAAGAAUGGUAAUGACGCAGAUGAUAAUGCUACAAACUCUUCUCAGGCAGGACAAAGUAUUGGAAAACAGGCAUCUAAUGUGCGAAAAAGAAAAUAUGAUGAGUCUUUUCUUCAAUUUGGCUUUACAUUUCAAAAUCGUGAGGGUAAUGAACAACCUCUUUGUUUGAUCUGCAAUGAAUUAUUGGCUUCGGAGACGUCAUAUGAAGUUUCAUACUGUAUUGCUAAAAAUAAAAAGCCGUUCACCAUUGGAGAAGAUCUUGUGUUACCUGCUGCUAUUAAAAUGGUAGAAAUACUACAUGGAAGAAAAUAUGGCGAUGAUAUUCGAAAAAUUCCUUUGUCGAACGACACUGUCUCGAAUAGAAUUUCUGAUAUUAACAUGGAUCAAUUAAUACAACUUAUUACAAGAAUUAAAGAAAGCCCAAAAUUUUCAAUUCAGUUGGACAAAACAACUGAUAUUACUAAAUUGGCUCAGUUGUUAGUAUAUGUCAGGUACGUUUAUAAAGAAAGCGUGGAGGAAGAAUUGUUAUUUUGUCGUCCUAUGGAAGACCAUACUACAGGGAAAGACAUAUAUUGUAAAGUUGACGAAUUUUUAAAAGCAGAAGGUUUAGAAUGGAAAAAUUGCUGUGGAAUAUGCACAGAUGGUGCAAGAGCGAUGACGGGCAAAAAUAUUGGUUUUAAAUCAUUUUUUCAAGCUGCUCAUUAUGAUCAUAUAACUUUUACUCACUGCCUUAUUCACCGAGAGGCUCUUGCAGCAAAAAAAUUAGCACCAGAAUUGAACGAUGUGCUUCAGGAUGCUGUUAAGAUCAUAAAUUUUAUUAAGAGCCACGCCCUUAACAGUCGCUUAUUUUCAAAUCUCUGUAAGGAUACGGAUUCCAACUACACAACUUUGUUAUUACAUGCAGAACAAGGGAACAAAUUUUUGGUUUCCUCUUUUACAAUAGGUGGAUAG